AUGGGAUUCCUAUCCCGCUUCAUCGCCUUGUUUGGCCUGGUUCUCCUCGCUCACGCCAACACCAACCCAACGACCAGCGCCCUCCCCCAGGACAUCAUAAUCGAAGCCCUCGCAUCCCUCGUCCUCGUCUCGGCAGGUCUCGUCCUCGGCGCUGAAAAACUCAAACCGAUUAGUUGGAGUGAAUGGGCGGGCCAGAUUGAACGAGAAGGCGGCGCGAGGAAUCCCUAUCGCAGGUUGGAGGAUCGGUUUGCGUUUUGGGAUGUUAGGGCUAAGAGGAAGGAAUUCGCGGAUUGGAUUCGUGGGGAGGUUCCGGUUCCGGGGACGGAGAGUGAGACUGUGUCUGUGAGUGCGAGUAAGAAGUAAUGGUGGGGUUUUGGGAUGGGGAUGGGCUGGAGGGUAGGAUGGGGUGUGUAUGAUAUGUUAUAUGUUGAUAUGGAUUGAAUGGAAUGGAACGGAUUGAGAGAUGCUUGGGGUUGUGCUUGCUCUUGGUGUUUGGUCUCUGGGGGUUGGUGAGGUCGUACGAGGGAAAUGUAUGUAUGGGUUGGUUUGUAAGGUAUCCCGUAUAUCUUGGGCUAAUUGGGGUUUGUGAGUGGUGGAGAGUUGUAGGGCGUUAUUUGGGUAAGGUCGAGACUUGCUGGAUAUAGUAUCGUAACACUACAUGAGUGUACGGGACUAGAUGAG
This is a messenger RNA of Aspergillus ibericus CBS 121593, 681 nucleotides long. Its product is annotated as membrane magnesium transporter family protein. NCBI's taxonomy places the organism in Eukaryota, Fungi, Ascomycota, Eurotiomycetes, Eurotiales, Aspergillaceae. The transcript is spliced from 3 exons. Gene Ontology annotation, biological process: protein folding in endoplasmic reticulum. The record is from RefSeq and is a predicted model, not a curated record. Bases 1 to 363 code for a protein of 120 amino acids. Gene Ontology annotation, cellular component: EMC complex.